Hibiscus syriacus is the source of this 3329-nucleotide messenger RNA. RefSeq names its product putative calcium-transporting ATPase 11, plasma membrane-type. NCBI's taxonomy places the organism in Eukaryota, Viridiplantae, Streptophyta, Magnoliopsida, Malvales, Malvaceae. Gene Ontology annotation, cellular component: membrane; intracellular membrane-bounded organelle. The record is from RefSeq and is a predicted model, not a curated record. Gene Ontology annotation, molecular function: calmodulin binding; P-type calcium transporter activity; ATP binding. Gene Ontology annotation, biological process: calcium ion transmembrane transport.
UUUUUCUUUUGGUUCUGUCUCAUCAGAAAUAUGGAAGAACUGUUGAAGGAUUUUGAAGUGCAGCCGAAAAACUCGUCGGAGGAGGCAUUACGGCGGUGGAGAAAGCUCGUUACAAUUGUUAGGAACCCUCGCCGGAGAUUUCGUAUGAUCGCGAAUCUCGAAAAACGAUCCGAAGCUGAGCAGCAGAAGAUCAAAAUAAAGGAGAAAAUUCGAGUUGCUCUUCUUGUUCAGAAAGCGGCUAUAAAGUUUACUGAUGCUGCUGGUCCACAUGAUUACAAGCUUACCGACGAGGUUAGAGAAGCAAACUUUGGAAUUGAACCAGAUGAACUUGCUUCUAUUGUUCAUGGCCAUGAUUUUAAGCGCUUAAAGUUGCAUGGGGGAGUUGAAGGGAUUGCUGAGAAAGUCACAGUCUCCCUUGAUGAAGGUGUCCGUUCGGAAAAUGUAUCUACUAGGCAAAAGAUUUAUGGCUUCAACCGGUACACUGAGAAGCCUCCAAGAAAUUUCUGGAUGUUUGUGUGGGAUGCACUCCAAGACUUGACCUUGAUUAUCCUUAUGGUUUGCGCUGUGAUAUCAUUAGGUGUUGGACUUGCUACAGAGGGGUGGCCAAAGGGAGUGUAUGAUGGAGCGGGAAUUCUACUUAGUAUAAUCUUGGUAGUAUUAGUUACUGCUAUUAGUGACUACAGGCAAUCUUUGCAAUUCAGAGACCUUGAUAGGGAGAAAAAAAAGAUUUCUGUUCAAGUUACAAGAAACAGACGUAGGCAACAAGUUUCUAUUUAUGACCUGGUUGUCGGUGAUGUUAUUCAUUUAGGUAUUGGCGACCAAGUUCCAGCGGAUGGGCUGUUCAUUUCAGGAUACAGCUUGCAGAUAGAUGAGUCAAGUUUGUCAGGGGAGACUGACCCGGUGGACAUAUAUGAAGAACAUCCUUUUCUUCUUUCAGGAACCAAAGUUAGAGAUGGGUCAGCAAAGAUGCUGGUUACUGCUGUUGGUAUGAGAACUGAAUGGGGGAAGUUGAUGGAAACUUUGAAUGAGGGGGGAGAAGAUGAGACCCCACUUCAGGUGAAAUUGAAUGGCGUUGCUACAAUUAUUGGUAAAAUCGGAUUGACUUUUGCUGUGCUCACUUUUUUGGUUUUAACAGUAAGGUUUCUCAUUGAGAAAGCCGUAAAAAAUGAUUUCACAAAAUGGUCUUCGACUGAUGCAUUGACGCUUCUAGACUAUUUUGCUAUUGCUGUAACUAUAAUAGUUGUUGCUGUUCCAGAAGGAUUACCAUUGGCAGUGACACUCAGCCUGGCUUUUGCAAUGAAGCAAUUAAUGGAUGAAAGGGCACUGGUCAGGCAUCUCUCCGCAUGUGAGACAAUGGGUUCUGCUAGUUGCAUCUGUACUGACAAGACAGGGACACUGACCUCAAACCAUAUGGUGGUUAAUAGGAUAUGGAUAUGUGAGAAAAUUAAAAACAUUGGUAGUAAUGAGCACAAGAACCUCGACGAGCUGGAGAUAUCUGAAAGUGUUUUAAGCAUCCUUCUGCGUGCUUUAUUCCUAAAUAGUAGUGCUGAAGUAGUGAAGGGUGAAAAUGGAAAGAACUCCAUUUUGGGAACCCCAACAGAAACAGCACUGUUGGAAUUUGGGCUUCUUUUGAGUGGUGAUCAUGAUGCAUACCGAAGACAGAUUAAGAUUCUCAAGGUUGAGCCUUUCAAUUCAGACAAGAAGAAGAUGUCUGUCUUGGUGGCUUUGCCUGACGGCAGAAUUCAAGCUUUUUGUAAAGGUGCGCCUGAAAUAGUAAUGCGAAUGUGUGAAAAGGUUGUUGAUUGCAAUGGGGAACUAGUGCAUUUAUCUGAAGAACGAGCGAGAAAUAUAACAGAGGCCAUAAAUGGCUUUGCUUCCGAUGCUCUAAGGACUCUGUGCUUGGCUGUUAAAGAUGCAGAUGAAACUUUUAAUGAGAAUAGCAUACCUGAUAGUGGCUAUACCUUGAUAGCGGUUUUUGGGAUCAAGGAUCCUGUGCGUCCUGGAGUCAAGGAAGCAGUUCAAACCUGUCUAUCUGCUGGAAUUACUGUUCGUAUGGUCACUGGUGAUAAUAUUAAUACAGCAAAAGCAAUAGCAAAAGAAUGUGGCAUUCUAACAGCAGAAGGGAAUGCCAUAGAAGGACCAGAAUUUAGUAGCAAGUCUCUUGAUGAGAUGAGGGACAUUAUACCAAAUAUUCAGGUAAUGGCACGCUCAAAGCCUUCUGAUAAGCUCAAGUUCGUAACCCAUUUGAGAAAUAUGUUUGGCGAAGUUGUAGCAGUGACUGGUGAUGGGACCAACGAUGCUCCAGCUUUGUGCCAGUCAGAUAUUGGACUUGCAAUGGGGAUAGCUGGAACGGAGGUUGCAAAAGAAAAUGCUGAUGUCAUCAUAAUGGACGAUAAUUUUGCUACUAUUGUAAAUGUAGCCAAAUGGGGACGUGCAGUAUAUAUUAACAUCCAAAAGUUUGUGCAGUUCCAGUUAACAGUUAACGUUGUAGCUCUCGUAAUAAAUUUUGUCUCCGCAUGCGUCUCAGGAUCUGCCCCUCUCACAGCUGUACAAUUGCUAUGGGUUAAUAUGAUAAUGGACACUCUUGGGGCGUUGGCAUUGGCUAUAGAGCCUCCAAAUGAUGCAUUAAUGAAAAGGCCGCCUGUCCCGAGGGGUGCAAGUUUUAUCACCAAACCGAUGUGGAGAAAUAUCAUUGGUCAAAGUAUAUAUCAACUAAUUGUACUUGGUGUUCUCAAUUUCGACGGGAAGCAGCUUUUGGGGCUUACUGGUUCAGAUGCUACCAUUGUUCUGAAUACUGUGAUAUUCAAUUCAUUUGUGUUUUGCCAGGUGUUCAAUGAAAUGAAUAGCCGUGACAUAGAGAAGAUAAAUAUAUUCCGGGGGAUGUUUAGCAGCUGGAUAUUCAUGGGGGUGAUAGUUGUGACCGUAGCAUUCCAAGUGGUGAUAGUCGAGUACCUCGGAGCAUUUGCCAGCACUGUGCCUCUGAGCUGGCAACUAUGGGUAUUUUGCAUCUUAGUUGGGUCAGUUAGCUUGAUUGUUGGUGUCAUUCUCAAGUGCAUCCCUGUCGGAAGCUCAGAUGUUAAGCCGAAACACCAUGAUGGCUAUGAUCCACUUCCCACUGGUCCAGAGAUUGCAUGACCCUCACCCCCAACCCCAAAAAAAGUAGACUUACGUUUCAUUUCUGAGGCUUUUUAUUUUUUGAAAGGAAUUGGGGUCUUGUUAAAAACCCUUCCUAACUAAAUCUAGACCGAAACCCAAAAAUUUUGAACAGCUUAGGGAGGAGAUUAACUAAGUUCAUAUAAAAUAUCACCUUCGUGUUUAAAAUUUUAAAA